GGAGAGCAUGGGUGGUAAUGCGGAGAGGGCCGUGCCUGUACACCACCAGUGAAGACAGCUAUUAAAGUUAUUUUGAAAGUGACCCCCUCAGACUCGAGCUGAGCAGCGCCGCUGACCGCACACAGCUGUUCGGAAUCAUGACAGAAGAUGACGGAUACCGUUGUCGUGGAGGGACAAGUUAAACUUCGAGAUGGGAAAAAGUGGAGGAACAGAUGGGUGGUUCUAAGGAAGCCUUCCCCGGUUGCAGACUGUCUGUCUCUGCUGGUGUACAAAGACAAGGCUGAGAGGCACAAGGGCCACCGUGAACGCAGUUGCGUGACUCUGGGGGACAUCUGUGGCCUGGAGCCCGGCCUGAGCCACGAGGGAGUGGGCUACACGCUAGCCAUCGUCAGCCUCACGCAGUCUGUGCUGCUGGGCUUCGACAGAAGGGAGAACCUGCUAGCCUGGGACCUUCGCAUCCGCUACAGCCUGGGCGAAGCCCACAGAUUUAAUGGCCAUGUCCUCCCAGGGACAAAACUAGAGAGUGGACCAGCCACCCUUCAUUUGUGUAACAACCUGCUCGUCAUCACCAGGGACUUCCCACCUGUUGUUUCUGGCCAAUGGAAACUCUCUGAUCUGCGACGCUAUGGAGCAGUGCCCAAUGGGUUCGUGUUUGAGGGCGGGACACGCUGCGGCUGCUGGGCUGGAGUGUUCUUUCUUGCCUGUGCAGAGGGGGAGCAAAUUAGUUUUCUCUUCGACUGCAUCGUUCGAGGCAUCUCUCCCAGCAGGAGUCCUUUUGGACUGCGGCCUGUCCUGCCAGACACGGGCAGUACACAGAGCUCCUCGGAGGAGCGCAUCCAGCAGGAGGCCAGUGAGCUGGAGAGACGCCUCAGCAGACUCUCCACCUGCAGCCGCCAGAGCAGCACGGUGUCCACCUGCAGCUACAGCACCUCCACAGCGGGGGACGACUGCAGCAUCUCCAGUUCCUCCUCGGGGGCUAGCCACUCCGACACCAGCCUGGGCAGCCGCCUGACCCUGUGGUCCGAGCCCUCCAAAUGCCCCACAGCCUCCGGCCCCUCCAGCGUGGCGUCCCUGGCGUCCCGCACGUCCACACCAACCUCCAGACGCACACUGACGCCAUCGUCGAGUGCUGACGAGCAUCUCUAUGCUGCAGUUAUGAGUGGUCCAUGCACCGGCCUCCGCCUCUCUUCCUCCUCCUCCUCCUCCUCCAAGCUAACGCGUCCCCGUGGGCUGCAGGACGCUGGGCGCCAGAGCUCCACGGACAGCGGCAUCGCCACCACGGGGAGCCACUCCUCCUAUUCCGGAAGCUUCUCCUCGUACACGGGUAGCCUGGACAUGGCGGCGGGCGAGGCCGAGGAGUUCGGCUCUCUGCUCAGCCUCCCCUCCACGCCCAGCGUGAGCAGCAGCACUGCGGAGCUCAGUCUCUGCUCUUGCCCCGUCUCCACCGUGACUGCGCCCACCUCCAGGGCCCCCGUCAGCAGCUCGGAGUACCAGGUGCCCCCUGUGGCCAAAGAGCCACAGCAACCACAUCCACAUCCACAUCCGCAGCUCCUCUACUACGACACCCCGAGACGCCUCCUGCCCCCGAGCACACUGAGGGGCUCUGGCGGACUCAGCGGGGUUGUUGGGGAUCCGGACCGAGCCCCAGAGCCGUUUGAGGCCCAGGCUGAGACCAGUCCACUGGCCCAAGACGUUAGCAGUAAGUCCAUACUGGCUUCAGCAGGACCUGCCAAAGGCUUUCUGGUUCCCCAGUCUAUCCCAAGCACGUGUCCAGUGUGUAAAAGAGCAAAGGGAACAGGUUCUUUACAACUCGGCGGAUUGCCUGCACCAACAUUUCCAGAAAAGAGUCCAAGACAGAUGCCUGAUGUUUGUCCCUCAGCUGUUGAGCAUACGCGUGAGCCUGAAAUGGUUCCAGGAACCCCAGAGUUUGAAGAAAGGGGCCGGUAUGAGUUGAUGGGCAGCUAUGCUCAGCUCCAGAGGAUCUCUCGGGACACAGAAGCCGGUUUGCUUGUGAAGCCUCCGUUUUUCAUCAGCCCCCCGAGGCUUCCUCGGCAGUCCACCUCCUCCUCCUCCUCCUCCUCCUCCUCCUCCGUGUGCGAGCCGAAGGGAAACUACGAGCGGAUGAUCUUAACCUCCGAGGCGCAGCGCAGGAGUGACCUUCCGUCUGGUGCAGCAUUGCCAUCCCCAGUGGACUGCAAGAUGUCACCAUCAGACAGGUUUCUUGGGGACGUCAACUAUGUCAACAUCCCCAUCAGCCCAAUGUCCAAGAGACAACUCCACUACAUGGAGCUGGACCUGCAGGACCUACAGGAACCCACUCCCGCAAUCAGGGGAGGGGGCUCCACUAAAUAUGCCCAGAUUGAUAUCAAUGCCACAGAGACUGCACAGAGAGUGGGUGCACAGCACGCGCUGGGACGAGAGGAACGCCUCCAGGAGCUGGAACAGAGGAAGAGAGGGUCGAUGAACUGAGACACAGGCACGCACUCAGACAAACACACACACAAACACACGCUGUUCCUCUGACACUGAUGCUGACCAGGUUGAUUAGCGGAUCCCUGGACACCGUUGCCUAGAGGGGGUCGUGCAGUUGAGGCGAUGUGGAGCCUGUUGGAGAAUAAUCAAUCCACUUGCACCACGAACAAAUUAAAGGAAGAUAAUAAAGAAAAUGGUUGGAGAUGUGUUACACAUUUGAGAUAUGUGUUUAAAACAUUUAUUAGCUAAGCUUUUAAAAGGUUGUUAACGAUCUCAUGUCGCCACUGGACAUACGAUAAUGAUGAUAAUGGUCUAGUAAUGAGAGUUAAUCAUGAAUAGCUUUCCUAGAGAAGCUAUUGGCUCUGAAACACGUGUUUUCAAAUUAACACCGGGCCUGAAGGCAAGCUCCGUCUUCAAAUUAAAGAUGCAUGGGAGACCUUUUAUGCUGAUGUGAGCUCUUGCAUUGAUCUGAGCUGUACAUGACUCAUUUUAGCCUUAAACAGACUGUUUUUUACUUCAACUUUUUGUAUGACAACGUGCCUGUAGAGGGAUCACAGCUAAACCGUGGUGCAAAUUGUCUAUGUGCCUGUGUGUAUGUGUGAAGUAUGGAGGAUUACGUAUUAUUCAUACCUUUUAUACAAUAAGAAGAUAUAGCAGUGUCAUAUAUGCAGUUGCAUGGACUGAAACAAUACACAUUUAUAUACAGUUUUUAUUCAUUCAAGUGUGUUUUUGAAACAUAAAUGUAUAUUUUAUGACGUCAAUUCGAAUGUUUAUCGGUAUUAUUUAUAGGAUAGAAAGAUCAUGUAAUUGUAUCACAUGGAUGAAUGAGGAGAUUGUCUACGCGAGGAUGGAACAUACACAGCAUAUACUGAAUGCUUCUUAUGUGACCAAUUCUGACUUGGACAUUUGAUUGGUACAAAGCUGUGUACAGAGGAAACUACAAAAGCUGUAAAUUUACCUUAUAUUCUCUUGAAAUAUUUGUAUUGUAUUAAAGAUUAUUUAGCUAUAA
Messenger RNA from Clupea harengus (Atlantic herring), 3481 nucleotides. It is a transcript of the gene dok7b, whose product is annotated as docking protein 7b. NCBI's taxonomy places the organism in Eukaryota, Metazoa, Chordata, Actinopteri, Clupeiformes, Clupeidae. Gene Ontology annotation, biological process: neuromuscular junction development; positive regulation of protein tyrosine kinase activity. The record is from RefSeq and is a predicted model, not a curated record. Gene Ontology annotation, molecular function: protein kinase binding.